This is a messenger RNA of Galeopterus variegatus (Sunda flying lemur), 921 nucleotides long. RefSeq names its product olfactory receptor 4A15-like. The record is from RefSeq and is a predicted model, not a curated record. Gene Ontology annotation, cellular component: membrane. The transcript has a single exon. Bases 1 to 921 code for a protein of 306 amino acids. NCBI's taxonomy places the organism in Eukaryota, Metazoa, Chordata, Mammalia, Dermoptera, Cynocephalidae. Gene Ontology annotation, molecular function: G protein-coupled receptor activity; olfactory receptor activity. Gene Ontology annotation, biological process: G protein-coupled receptor signaling pathway.
AUGAAACAAAGGAACAAUGUGACUGAGUUUGUCCUCUUGGGGCUCACCCAGAGCCUCCAGGGUCAGAAAAUACUAUUUGUUCUGUUCUUGCUCAUCUACGUCCUGACGAUGGUAGGCAACCUCCUCAUUGUGAUGACUGUGGUGGUCAGCCCAGCCUUGGAUGCCCCUAUGUACUUCUUUCUUGGUUACUUAUCAUUUAUGGAUGCUGUUUACUCUACUACAGUUACCCCGAAUAUGAUUAUUGACUUACUCUAUGAGAGGAAAACCAUUUCCUUCCAAGCCUGCAUGACUCAGCUUUUUAUAGGGCACUUAUUUGGUGGUGCUGAGAUUUUACUCCUGGUUGUCAUGGCCUAUGACCGCUACGUGGCCAUCUGCAAACCCCUGCAUUACUUGAUGAUCAUGAACCAACGGCUGUGUGUUCUGCUGUUGCUGUUGGCCUGGGCUGGAGGUUUUGUGCAUGCUGUCAUUCAACUUCUCUUUGUUUACAACCUUCCCUUCUGUGGCCCCAAUGUCAUUGACCACUUCAUCUGUGACAUGUACCCCUUAUUAAAACUUGCCUGCACUGACACCUAUGUUAUUGGCCUCACUGUGGUUGCCAAUGACGGGGCAAUCUGUGUGGUCAUCUUUGUGCUCUUACUCAUCUCCUAUGGGGUCAUUCUGCAGUCUCUGAAGAACCUUAGUCAGGAAGGGAGGCGCAAAGCCAUAUCCACCAGUGGCUCCCACAUCACUGUGGUGGUCCUCUUCUUUGUCCCUUGUAUUUUUAUGUAUGUGAGACCUCCUUCUUCUUCCUUACCAAUUGAUAAAUCCUUGACUGUGUUUUACACUGUUAUCACCCCCAUGCUGAACCCCCUAAUCUAUACUCUGAGAAACAUGGAGAUAAAAAAUGCAAUGAAGAAGCUCUGGACCAGAAACAGAAAAUGA